Lotus japonicus is the source of this 2148-nucleotide messenger RNA. RefSeq lists its product as uncharacterized. The transcript has 5 exons. The record is from RefSeq and is a predicted model, not a curated record. Lineage: Eukaryota; Viridiplantae; Streptophyta; Magnoliopsida; Fabales; Fabaceae. Bases 457 to 759 code for a protein of 100 amino acids.
CUCAUCAAUGCUUUUUCUCUCUCUCACUAUCUCUUUUCUCUCCCUCAUUAAAUCCGGCCACAUUUAUUUUUGAUUUCCAAUGCUUCUCUGUUCAUCCUUCAACCAGAAUAUUUUCCACACACGUCUUCCAAGCUUGCACUCCUCCCAAAUAUCACCUCUCAACCACUCACAAUAAUUUCACACCAACAAUUCAUGGCAAUUUUGAAUUUCAAAUUCAAAAGUUUGUGGCUAUCUAUACUAUCCCUAAAUACCUUUAUAUCAUUUUCAACAGAUCUGUUUAUCAAAGAAAAACUCACCUGACUUUUCCUUGAACAAUCUAUGGCUCCCUCCACAAUUUUCCUUUUCCGACCUCCUUCUCCGCUCCCAGCCCGAGCCAAAAUCUGCGAUCUACCUCCGAUCACUACCUGAACUCCUUCUCCUACCCCUUGCACCGAAUCCUCCUAUCCCCAGAGCCCCAUGAUUUAUGAUUUAUGGCUCAGGUAUCUUUUCCAUGGCAUUCCAUCUCUAACUGCAUCGCUAGACGUCACUGUCACCGCCGACGAUAACGCUUUUUUAACCUCCGAGACCCAAUCCCUCGACUUCUACCUUUCCCCCUUCGAGCUAAGAUUUCCGUUCGAUUCCGAUUCUAAAGAGACUAUGACCAAGUACAGAUUUCUUCAAGAACCUAAUACAGGGAAAGUCAGUUUGACAGUACGAGUGUUGAUUUUGCAUCUGAUUUCUUAUUACAAAGAUUUUUUGAACUAUGGGUACACCAAGUGAGAAAAGUUGGCCAUGAUUAUCCAAAUUACCUUGCUAUAAAGCAAAUUUUGUUAAGCAACCGUAUAAUAUGCUAAGGAAGAUAUUUCCAGCAAAAUCUUUCACUGGUUCCCCAGUUUUAUCUGAAUUGGGAUAUAUGGCAGAGUUUGAUAUGAAGGCCAUUAUUGGUAGUAAUCUAUCAAAUAUUUCCAACUUCAACUAUCAUUGGUAGUAAUCUACUACAUUAACUUGGGUUAGCUUUAAUUGGUCUAAAAACCAACUAACCACAUGUAGGAUCUCAUUAUGGUAGGUACCUUUAAAUUUUCAUGGCAUGGCAUUAGGAAGUUUUUCCUUAUGCAGAACUCUCAAGUCCUCGAAAACAUACCAAUUCAACUGGAUAUAAUCAAAAUAGUGCAUCGUUUCUAAACACACUUUCAAGUUAUUUCUAUUUCAGCAUGUUAGAAUCUCCCGUGCUUACCAUUAUUGGAGUAUACAGUAUACAGGUUGUGAAUGAGAUACUUGGCUGGGCUAUGAGGUUCCUUCACACAGGAUGCUCUCAAAGAUUUCUUAAAUUGUUGGAACAAUACAAGCAAUCUUCACUCUACCAUGUCCCCAUCUAUUUGGGAAAAUUGUAUACAUGUAUACACUCCUGAUCAGACAGUCAAUGACCAUUUGAGCUAAGUCUUCUAUAUAGAAUUUCUUGACUACAAAAUCUCUAUUUGUUUGAACAUGAUUAUGAUGGUUAAGUUUUUUCUUUAUACUCAAAUGCAGUUUUGUCCUAGCUGUUUUCAUGAGAUCUUUUGUGUUUGGUCUUUUGACUAGAAUUGUCUCUAUUACUGUAAAAUGUUUUUCUAACUUAUCUUAAUAUUCUAACUCUUCACCAAUCUUUAUAAGCAUAUACCCGUUUUAUGCAGGUCCAAAAUGGUAGUUUUUAAAUUUUCAAUGAAUGGUAGUUUAAUUUUGUGUCUCUUUUUCUCUUUGUGCUUCUCUCUUGAUAUGCUAUAUUUAAUUUUCCUUACCUUUUUCAGGAAAUUCAUUCACCAGAAUCCGUCCUUCUACAUGGAGCUUUCACUAAGACUUCCACCCUAAGCUUCACAUAUAGAGUUCCUGUUUAUUUUUCUGCUUUGUUUGUUUCUUUUAAAAUGAUGAUAUGUGAUUUCAAUUUUUUCUUUACCUUUUGUUCAGCAUCAAAGAAAUUUGUCUGUUGGAGAAGACUUCCACUGUCAAUCUACAAUGUGAAGACUCAGCAUCUAAAUAAUAUACCGAAAAAUUUACUUCAAGCAAUGGCUAUGAGGAUGUCCAUGUCUACAUUUACCUUCAUGUUCUUCUUAUUAUUAUUUUAGACAACAUUUGAAACCGAAACUGGGUGACAUUUUUAUGUGCAAUAUCAUGGGCCAAUUCACCUCACAAUAA